CUCUCCCUAUCACAACGAAACCAAAACAAACCACACAAAUUCUUGGCUUUUCACUAUCUUUUGCCUCCUGUGCCAUAGUUUCUUUUUUCGAAUUGGUUUCUUACUGUGUUGUACUCGUUGCAUUAACUUCCAUUUUCCAAUUUCCAAAAAGUUGCUCCUUCGUUUCGCUAGUCGCUUCCGUCGUUUGGAGACGCUUUUUUUUUGUCGGACACUGGAUACUGUUUCCUUUAAAGGAAUUCAGCUUUUGUAAUUCUUCUUGGUUUGUUCAUUUUGCCUGCAACUGGCUUGGCGGGAUUCGUUAUUCUUUGAAAAGGGUGUUUCUCUCUUCUAGUUGUUCUUUCAUCCUUCUUCUCUUUUGCUAGCUGUCCAUUCUACUUAAUUGCUAGCAUUCCUUUCUUCCCGCUACUUUUUUCCUUUGUCACGUUAGGUCUGUCUGUCUGUUGAUGUUUGUUUCGACGGAUCUCCGCUUUUUCAUCGCCUCUAUUGGAUUUCUCUCCAAUUUCUCUUCUUGAAUUUCAUUCUUUCAUUCUUUUAUUUUUUAUUUUUUUUAAUUUCAUGAUCGAUCAUUUACGGAAAACUUGUGCAUUAUCAAGACACCUUAACUUGUACUAACUUCACUGUUUACUCGUUUUCUUUAGCUCCCCCUCGUUCCUUCAGUUUCAUCAGUGGUGGUGCGUACUGUCCGAUCAGACAUUGUCUUUUUGGUCUUUGUGCCUCGGUUAUCGUUUUGCUUUUUUAACCUCAUUCCAUUUCUUACCCCAUCUCUUAUUCUCUUUUAUUAUUUCUUGUUGUCUAAUCCUUAAUUUCUCUUCCUUUUUCUCACUCUCUUUAUGUCUAUAUGCCGUCGUCGUCUAUUCCUUCCGAUCCUCCCAUUUUGCAACCGUCCUUCUUUGGGUAUGUAGGUACUACAUUGGAUGCCCUUUGGCUGUUUCAAGCCUGCCAGCAAAACAUCCUUCCCUUUACUCCUCGUCGACCUCAACGCGAGGAACGAAAACAUAUCAUCCAUUCUGGCAAUGUUUUUAUAUUCAACGAAACUCAAUCCGGUAUAAAGCGCUGGACCGAUGGUGUCCAUUGGUCCCCUUCUCGCGUCAUUGGUAAUUUCCUAAUAUAUCGACAGUUAGGAAAUUCCUCUUCUAAUUCAAACGAAAAAUUAGAUUCCACAAAAGCUGCUUCUGGAAAAAAUGGUGAUGAAAAUGGUCAAAAUGAACCAACGCCCGAAUCUCAUUUUACAUCUGCUCCUGCACCUCAACUUUCCCAUGAGUCGCAUCCCUCAAUUCCAAUGGGCGAUGUCUUUUCCAAUCAAAACGCCUCUAUAAAACACCCUCCUCAACCUUCGAAUUCAGUUCUGCAGAAUCCAAUAUCCACAGCCGUUUCUAAUACGUCUACUCUUCCACCCAAAACAGAGUUUUCCUCAGCAUACCUUCAAGACCCUACCGGCCUCUUGUCCCCUUCAUCCGUCUCUGUUCGUCCGAUUCCUGCUCAGUGUUCUGACCCUCUAUUCCCACACCAAAACCUUGUUCCUCCUUCUUCCACCUCCGCCCCUACUCCUAUUCCUUCUGCUGGUGAAGACAUAAAACCUUAUGCAAAUGCUACCGCCUCUGCAACGGUUUCUGGACAAACUUUCACCGAUGCGUUUUCUCGGUCCCUUCCGUCCUUCCCUGUUGCUCCUAAUUCUUCCUCUGGUCCUCUAACUCAGCAAUAUCCCAUGAAACGCCGUCUUUCUGUACCGUCGUCUUCUUCCACUUCUGCACCUAACGGGUUUCCCGUCAAUUCUGCUCUCUCUUAUCUUCAUGAUAGUGAGCGCGCUCUUGUCGGAUCUUUAAACGAUGCGUAUUCUUUCAAGAAGGGUGGCCUUGUUAAGAAAACUAUUUCUCUCACUAUUCAUGGACAAUUACAUCACCUUAUUUCUUAUUAUACAGCUGAAGAUGUGCUAGAUGGUAAAUUGAAAACUCCAAGCUCCAUGCCUCUCUUUCGCCAUCUUCCAAUUUCCCCCGACUUGCUUGAGAGCAAAAAUUUCCGUAUUCCUCCCUUAAUUGAAGCAGCUGAAUCCGAAAAAAUAUCGUACUGGAAUUCUGUUUCCUCUUAUGAUACACAGCAAGCACCUUCUUCUGUCGUUUUAACUGGCACUUCGCCUUCUGUGUCGGAUGUGGAUUCUUAUCAUUUUCAAAACCUCACCCUCUCCACUUCUCCUACCUCUAAUUUACCUCCAAUUUAUAAUGCUAAUCAAACAUCUCCAACGUCAAUGCAACAUCCAUUUGCUUCCAUUCCUCAUUCCUCUUCCCAACUUCCUUUAUAUGCUAAAUCCUCGAACCAUGUACCUAAUCCAGAUAUGCCGCCAAUGCAAUCUUUCAGCAGCCAUGCUUCUCCUCAUUAUCCCGAAAAUUCGAUUCCUGCUAUGACUUCAGCGACAGAGUCUUCUGCUUAUCCAAAUUCAGUUCUCAUAAAGAGUGAAUAUAAUGAAGACGGCUCUGGUGCUCAGAGUGGCUUACCUCCCUUUCAUGCCAAAGAGGGAUCUUGGAUGGAUAAAGAUCCAGUUUACAAUAACUCUCGACAGUACUUAACAACACAUACUUCUUUUCCCCAGAGAUCAUUAUCUAACAAUACCGUCCUUCCAGGCUAUACGAGCUUACAAGAAGCAAGUACUGCGAAUAUGGAACCUUAUGAUCGCAACAUGCAUAGGCAUUCUUUGAGUACAAGUCAACCAAGCACAAUAAUGCCUAAUGAAUCAGGGUUGGCUUAUCAGUAUCCAACUAAUACGAAUAUGAAUCCCUUAGGAGCCCCACAAGGAAUGUCUGAUUUAUAUUGGAAUAAAGAUACUCAUUUACAGCCCCCUAUGAUUCAUCCUUCUCAAGGUAACGCUAUGUACAUAAAUUCUGGACAAAAUUGGGUCCCCAAUUCUAAUAUGAACGUACAAGGCAACUCUGAGUAUCCUUUUCCUAUGCAACAAGAGGACACUUCUGCCAGUAUGAGAAGAAGUACAGUUGGCCGUCUUCCGAAGGUGUUUCUGCCUACUCCCAAUUCUCGUAGAGGCUCUGUUCCUUUAAUACAAACAAAACAAUUACCGAUGCGUUCCACGGGGAAUCGCCCUUUCUCGCCUGUCAAUACAAUGCAUCGUUCUGCAUAUCGUGCUCAUCCAUACCCAAUCAUGCCUACUAUUUCACAUGGAGAAUAUCGAUCGGACGAGACGAAUAAAACAAUGCGCUAACUAAUGUUGGUUUAGAAAAGACUCUUUUUAUGCAUUUUUCAGAUCAGUAAUAAUUUAAUGUAUUUUUAAUGCUAUGGAUUAGCAUGGUAAAGAUCAGCUGUCUUUACCUGUUCUCUCCUUGGCUAUAAUUUACUACGGCUUUUUUAUUUUUAUUUUUUUUUUACAAAAAUUUAUACCACCCCCCCUCCUUUAUUCUUAUUUUAGCUUCUUGAUAUGUUUCAGAUAAUUUUUCACGCUACGACAGAAAAUGACAAAAGAAACCUUCCUUUAUUUUGUGAUUAGCUUUACACAUAAUUGAUUGAAAAAUAAAUGAAUUUGUUUUAUUAUACGAUAAUGAUUUCGCCUUUGCCUGUUCUUCAUUUCAUUUUCUUACUACAUAUUGUUCACUAUAACUAGUCUAAAUUAUUUUUUCUAUGAAUUGAAAAUAACUGUGCUGGAG
Schizosaccharomyces cryophilus OY26 is the source of this 3644-nucleotide messenger RNA. Its product is annotated as gluconate transporter inducer Gti1. The transcript has a single exon. Gene Ontology annotation, molecular function: DNA binding. Lineage: Eukaryota; Fungi; Ascomycota; Schizosaccharomycetes; Schizosaccharomycetales; Schizosaccharomycetaceae. The record is from RefSeq and is a predicted model, not a curated record. Bases 839 to 3205 code for a protein of 788 amino acids.